Messenger RNA from Liolophura sinensis, 3761 nucleotides. Its product is annotated as O-acyltransferase like protein-like. The coding region runs from base 311 to 2959 and encodes 882 amino acids. Gene Ontology annotation, molecular function: acyltransferase activity, transferring groups other than amino-acyl groups. The record is from RefSeq and is a predicted model, not a curated record. The transcript has 15 exons. Lineage: Eukaryota; Metazoa; Mollusca; Polyplacophora; Chitonida; Chitonidae.
GGGUGUGCCCUCGGGACAACAUCUACAUCUUAUACAAGGGGGCCAUCAAACUGCUGGGGUAGAUUUCCCUACCCAAAGAGUCUUCUCACGUUGAAAAAGAAGAUCACUGGUUACUAAGAAGGCUUUGUUGUCUUUUCAGCUGUUUCCAGAAGCACGAAGUUGUUUGAAGAAACUUUUAAUCAUUUAAAAAUUUAAUAAUAUUCGACAGUAUAUGAAAAAACGGAUGUGCCUGAUGAACUUUUGCCGGAUUUGAACUUUUGGAAAUAAAUAUCAACAAAUCAGGAAACAGCCAAAAGAAAGGUAUUUUGAAAUGGCCAAAAUGUCAUCCUCAUGGCUGUUAAUGGUUUUUGUUAUUCUCGCACUGGCACUGAUGAAUACAGAGGGCGCUACCAAUUCCACAGUUCCAUCACCAACAGCUGAUGUUAGCCGAAACACAACAAAAAACGUCCUAGACGGCUUCUUCCAAAACCUACUGAAAAUGAUUGAAGCACAAAAUAGGACAACAAAUCGGUCCCCUAACAAUAUCACCAAAAGACUGGACAAUUUCUUGACAAAUCUCGACGUCCCUAAAAUGAUAUCUGACAUCUUUUUGAAGCCAAACAGCGGGAAUCCUAAUGCGUUUAACGACAUCUUGGAAAGAUUGCUUCCAAACGUUUCUUUGCCCGACUGGUCGACUUCUUCGAAGAUGGACAUCUUAGAUAUGUAUCGAGCCAUAACCGGACUGUUUGCCCCUCAAAAUGCCACAGGAUUGGGAGCAAUGGUAUCAAGGCUGAUGCCUUUCGUGAAGCUGUACACCCCGACUCUGAUGGCGUGGGUAACCCAUGGCUUACAAGGGAUGAAUAUAUCGGAACCCUGCACGCAACACACCACAGCGAUUCUCUCUGGAAUACUAGAAGGGAAAUUGUGGGCCCUGCAAUAUCUGGACGCCAUCGGCAAGCCAAAAUCCGGGUUGAUUGAAGGAGCCCUCUACUGGCCUGGUAAUUUCCACGAGUGCGUGAACAUUCAGAGUCCCGCCACUGAAGAGUCAGUCAAGGGGAACUACUGCCUGCUAAAGAUUCCGCUCCCGAUGAGCCUCCUCAAAGGACUGUCUGACGCCGGAAAAGACAAAGGAAAUAUCCAAACGGAUGGUAUCGCCGCCGCGGUUUACGCCUCAUUUUUAUCCCUCCAAUAUGGCUUAUGUGUGCCUAAUUCGUGUAGCGUACAGGACGUCACCUCCAUGAUCAAUCAAGGUCCGAUGAAAUUGUUACCAAAGUCUCUCUAUGGUUACCCGCCGGUCAUACCUGAGCCCGUUUGUCACCAUGAACAGGAUAUUUCUAAAGACACAAGGGCCAUUGUUGUUUCGUGCGUUUUAGGAGGGAUUGGAUUCGUCAUUCUCUUGGGUACCCUUUAUGACGUCGUUACUUUGUUGCUAUGGAAAUACAAGGAUCGUUGUGCUACAAAAACAAAUUUCACCAAAACAAACGGAGUUAAAAUGGCAAACGUUGUGUCGAAUGGAAACGGCUAUGUUCAGAUGCCGGAUGAUAUGGAGAAUGGAACCAUUAAGAAAACAUGCGCAGACAUUUACGUUGUGGGCGGAACCGAAGCUGGCAAACAAACCAACCUCGAAGCGGAAGUAACGCAAGACAAACUCUCAGAAAAGGACAACCACAAAUCUGUCGUAAAACAGGAGCCGAGGCCCAAACCAGGAAUAAUUGGCGGCUUGCUAAUGGCUUUUUCCGUGUACACAAAUACCAAGAAGUUAGUGAACACGGAGCAGAGAUCGGGAACUCUGAGCUCAGUAAACGGUGUCCGCUUCUUCAGCAUGACAUGGGUGGUCCUUGGACACACCUUUAUAUUCCACAUGGGCAUCGCCGACAACAUCCUUGGUUACGCACGGGACUUCCAGGCACGCUGGACAUCACAAGCGCUUCUAAACGCCCUUGUCUCCGUGGACUCGUUCUUCACACUAAGUGGCCUCUUGGUAAGUUACUUAACCUUGAACGAGAUGCGAAAAGCGAAGUCAGCCAAGAUCAACUGGUUUAUGUUCUACUUUCACAGAUUCUGGAGACUGACCCCGCCCUACAUGUUGAUUAUCAUGACAUACGUCCCUCUAUACCAAUACUGGGGACAGGGCCCACAGUGGCCCGUGGGGCAGAUGGAACCAAUGCCGUGUAACAUUUACUGGUGGAAAAACCUGAUCUACAUUAACAACUUCAACAUGACAGACAGCUGUAUUGGCUGGAGCUGGUACCUGGCUAAUGAUAUGCAGUUCUACGUCAUCAGUCCUCUGAUACUGAUACCGCUCUUUUACUCUAAGAUUCUGGGAAUGAUCAUUCUUGGCUUGUUCUUCUUAGCCACAUUCAUAACGACUGGAGUUCUCAGUUACGUGAACAACUUCCAACCCGGUGUGGAUUCCAGACCGGAUUUCAUGGAAAAAAUUUACAUCAAACCUUGGUGUCGUAUUGGUCCGUAUCUUGUGGGGAUAUUUGUAGGAUAUGUCUUGUACAGGACAAGAUGUAAGGUGAAGUUACAUGCGAGCACAGUGAUCUUGGGCUGGUGUAGUGCCGCCGUGGUCUGCCUGGCGGUCUUGUACGGACUGUACGGUCACACCCACGGCCACCCUCUUAGUGUUGAGGCCAGCGCUGUGUACAACGCUCUUCAUCGUACAGCCUGGGGCGCCGGGCUAGGCUGGGUGGUGUUUGCUUGCUGCACCGGAUAUGGAGGUAUUGUCAACAGUUUCCUGUCUUGGAAGGCCUUUGUUCCCUUGGCCCGCCUGACAUAUAUGGUGUACCUUAUUCAUCUGAUUGUCAUGUACUAUUUCAACACCACGUCCAUCGGGCCCAUCUACGCCAGUGACGUCACGAUGAGUUAUUUGUUUCUUGGGAACUUGAUUUUCUCGUACGGCGCUGCGGUUAUCCUCUCCUUAGCGUUUGAGGCUCCAAUGAUGGGACUAGAGAAGGUUAUUUUCAGACGCAAAUGAGAUUUCAUCUAAGCCUUUAUGUAAGACGACACGAAUUCCACGAUGCAAGGCGUAUGAGCCAGUCAGGACGAGAUCAACUUCAGCUUAUUGUGAGAGGUGCUCGUUAACCGAGGUAGAUCAGUAUGACGAGCCAUAUUCAUACAGGGAAAUGUCCUUAAUCCAAAAUAGCAACUGACACAAUCUGACUGACUUCUAAUUUAGAUUUGUAAUAUUAUUUACCUAAGGCACACAUACUGGGCUAGCAUAGAUUAAUUUUUGUUGUGUGUAAACAGUGAGCGGUACAAUAUUUAGUUAAGCUUGUCAGCGUUCACGAGUAAUAUUCAUUUUAUAUUAUUUAUAUAUAUAUAUAUAUAUAUAGCUUUUACUCUGCAGUUAAAAGUGGUAUUUACCGUUUGACUCUUGUUUUUCUUGCACAUGCACGUGUUACGCCUAUAAAGCUAACCAGACCUGUCUUCUGACCUACCUCCACGUAACUACCAUGGCGAUGUAAUACCUACAGCACUGGUUUCCAUGGAAGCCAAGUGCGUGUAGCGUUACUUUGGGAAACAUUAACGGUGACGUACGUUUAUACAGUCUCUAAUCAGUACAUCCUAAAAAAUUUAUUCGUUAAUUUUAACAGAAAAUCUGUAUUCGAUAACUGCAGCAGAUUGUUCUGUUAAAUACAACACAUACAUUCUAAUAAUUCAACACAAAGUUUCUUUUAGAGUAACAGAAUAUUAUGUUGGAUAUGUCAUAGUAUAAUAUACAGCAUAUAUUACAAUAUUGUAACAAAAAAAUACCUUCUAGCAUCACUCAAGCAACA